Molecule: messenger RNA, 2322 nt
Organism: Rhopilema esculentum
Lineage: Eukaryota; Metazoa; Cnidaria; Scyphozoa; Rhizostomeae; Rhizostomatidae
Molecular function (GO): protein binding
Source: RefSeq, a predicted model, not a curated record
CUUUGAUCCUGGGCGGCAGUGAGAAGCCCAAUUUGACGUAAUAAAGAAAUCUGAGCGUAGUUUGUUUACAACCAACAGAAGUGCAUGCAAAUGCUGAACCUUCAAAAUGAACAACUGAGUCGUUGAUCUAGGACAGAGGGAUGCAGGAAGAUGGCCUAUGCUAUACUUGGUGCGAGGCCUAAUUCGCAUCCGUUUCAAGAACGGAAAGUCAUUCUGAAGGAGCCUGUGAAAAUAGGGCGAGCCGUUGCAAAGUGCAAAUCAGCCCAGAACAAUCUAAUAUUUGAUUGUAAGGUUCUCUCUCGGAGCCAUGCAAUUAUUUGGUAUGAAAGUGGAAAAUUCUACAUCCAAGAUACAAAAAGUAGUAAUGGUACAUAUGUGAACAAUGCACAGGUAGGUAGAGGUGCUGAUGAUGCAGAGUCUGUUGAAAUUCGGUCAGGUGAUGUCCUACAGUUUGGCGUAGAUGUGGUUGAGAAUUCAAAGAAAGUCACACAUGGUUGCAUCAUUGCAUUGGUCACACUGAUAAAUCCUGAUGGAACAGAGGCCUUAGGAGAGCCAGACAAGCCAACUGGAAGGGUGUUGCCUUUUGUAAACGGUGAUCACAACCUACGAACUCAAGAAUUAUGGCAAUUGUCCAAGUACUUGCAGGAUGCUAUGAAUCGGGAACAACUUCUUGAACAAAAAUUAGCAACAAUGCAGCGAAUGAUUGCCAACUCAUCCGUAUCAUCAGAUGAAACAUUCCAGGCAUUCGUCAAAGAGGAUGAGCUCCUUUCGAGGCUCGAUAUUCUUGAAAACGAGUUAGACAUUAUUACAAAGGAAAUGCCCGAAGAAGACUGCCGAAAGCUUCUCCUCAGCUCCCAAGAAGAAAAAGAAAAUUAUGAAAUGAAAGCAAAGGAAACAAUUCAACGGCUGAUCGAAGAGAAGUCUGAAACGCUGCAGAAACUUACUGAUGUUCAGCGGUCGUUGAGUUAUUCCGAGGACGAAUGCACUCACUUUAAAUCGUUAUAUGAAAAGUCUGAAGACGACAUCAAAAAUUUAAUGGACCACAACGAGCAGCUAGCACAAGAAGUGCAUCAGUAUCGUCAAGAAAUCGACUCCAUUAAAGCAAGCAGCAAAUCAUAUGAAACGAAGGCUAUUGAGGAGCAACAACAACUAAAACGCGAUGUCGAGGAUGCUGAAAAAAGAGCAAGCACCCUGGCUGUGCAGAUCGAAUCCCUUCAAGCCGAAUGUGAUUUUACAAAAGAACAGCUUUCUGCUAUGAAAGAAAAACUAGAAAAACGACAAGCAGAUUUAAGCGGACCUUCAAGCGAAAAAAGCACAGACACGAGUGAGGAGCGCAUCGCCGGUGCUGCUGAACAAACCCAACUGCUAGAGAAUCUCCAAGAGAGUCUAGUCGAAACUAAACAUUACAUAAGGAAGCUGGCCUCUGAAUCAAUCAAAGAUAGGGACCUGCCGGAUUUUGAUGAUGGCCUAUUGGAGGUUGAAGAAAAUCGUGAAUCACGAUGCUCAUUGGAAUUCUGUUCAAAGUUUGCGAAGGGGAUUAAUGGUGAUCUAGCCGUUUUAAGUCGCUGUUUCGAUAAUUUGAGAAGGGAUGAAGAGGAAAACCUACUUGACCGAUUAAACAGCGCGCAGUCUGAAGUUUCCCAGGUUCAGGCACAGAUUGAAUUGCUCAACGAAAAUCUUGCAAAUGAACAAGCAACAAGUCAAAAAUAUAAAGAAUUAGCUAUGGAAUUCGAGGAUCGAUUAAAAGAACUGCAGGAACGUUUUCAAGACAAAGAAACCGUAGAUGGACGAGAAGAUAAAGAAUCUGUUUCACAGUCUGAGCAAGAUGAAGUUCAAUUCAAUAAAAAAAUGGGUUCUGUUGUCGAGGAGCAAAUGAUGCUGUCGUCGGUAAACAAAACUCCAAAUCAAGAAGAUAAUUUCGAGCAAGUUCAAUCGGAAGCUCACCAGAGUAAAGAUGGAAGUCCAAUUGGACAGGGCCAAGGGAAGAUCAAGUUUAUCGAAGAGCUUGAUAUGACUAGAACACAGAAGAAUCAGUUGCUCUACAUGUUGGUUGCACUUGUGGUCCUUUUUGUUGCCGUUGGCGCUGCUUGGAUGUUGGGUGUGAUUCAUGUUUCUACCGGCCGGAUAUUCGAUUGGAAGACAUGGAGAGAAUUUUACGAACAACUUUUCUAGGUAAAAGAUAUCAUGAGCCAUCUGUGCUAACCACGCUUACGUGUUUCUUUUUAUCGAAUUUAUUUUGUAAUAUUUUGUCUAGCUCCAGAAAUAGAACGUUAUCAAAUUUAACAAAACAGAGAGUUUAUUACUUUUUUAAUGUUUACACAA